GGGGGGGCGGGGCCUGCGGGGUGAGGGGUCGGUAAAUAUUGGUGACGUCAGACCGCCAAGAUGGCGGAGGGGGAGGACGCGGGCUGGUGGCGGAGCUGGCUGCAGCAGAGCUAUCAAGCCGUCAAGGAGAAGUCCACAGAAGCUUUGGAAUUCAUGAAACGGGACCUGGCUGAGUUCACUCAAGUAGUGCAGCAUGAUACGGCCUGCACUAUCGCUGCUACAGCCAGUGUGGUCAAAGACAAGCUGGCAAGGGCAGAAGGUUCCUCAGGUGCAACUGAAAAGGUGAGGAAGGGGCUCUCUGACUUCCUGGGUGUCAUCUCAGACACGUUUGCUCCCUCGCCGGAUAAGACCAUUGACUGCGAUGUCAUAACACUGAUGGCAACGCCCACAGGUACCACAGAGCCCUAUGACAGUGCCAAGGCUCGCCUCUACAGCCUUCAGUCAGACCCAGCCACCUACUGCAAUGAACCUGAUGGCCCUGCUGAGCUCCUUGAGGCCUGGCUCACUCAGUUUAACCUAGAGGAGAAGAAAGGGGAGAUCGCGGAGCUGUUGGCAACCAGCCCUUCCAUCCGGGCUCUCUACACCAAAAUGGUCCCUGUGGCUGUGUCCCAUUCUGAAUUCUGGCAGCGCUACUUCUAUAAAGUGCAUCGCCUGGAGCAGGAUGAAGCCCGGAGGGAGGCUCUGAAGCAGCGAGCGGAGCAGAGCAUUCACCAGGAGGAGCCAGGCUGGGAAGAGGAUGAAGAGGAGUUCUUGGGGAUGUCACCCCUGCCUUGUGCAAACGUGAAAUUUCCAGGAGCAGCAGAGAAAGAAUCUGCCCCCGCAGCCCUGGAGGGAAGCCACCCCACUGCUCACAAGGGACCCUCAGAGGAGAGCUGGGCCGUCCUCCCUCCAGAGCUGGCCCCAGCAGAGGGGAGCCCCUCUGAGAGCAGUGAGAGCAUCUCCCUUGUGACUCAGAUUGCAAACCCUGCUUCUGUGCCUGCUGCACAGCUACAGACUGGAGCGCAACCAGCUGGGACCAGAGACCUCUCCCAGAGGCUGCUGGAGGCCACCGUGGAAGAGCAGAGCUCCCUGCCAAAGUCCCCAGAACCUGGUCAUCUUUCUGCACCUGCCCGGGAGUCAGCAGCAUCCUCAGAACAACCAACUGUUACAGAGCUCAAAGAGGUGGAAAGCAAAGCCCAGGGCAGGACAGAGACUCUGAAAGAGGAAGGACCAACAGAUCUACGUGUCUUCGAGCUGAACUCGGAUAGUGGGAAAUCCACUCCCUCCAACAAUGGCAAGAAAGGCUCCAGCACUGACAUCAGUGAGGACUGGGAAAAAGACUUUGAUUUGGACAUGACUGAAGAGGAGGUGCAGCUGGCGCUCUCGAAGGUGGAAAUGUCUGGGGAGCUGGAAGAUGAAGAGUGGGAAGACUGGGAAUAAAGCGACUGCUUCCAGUGUGUGUCACAGGCUCAUUUCCACCAUCGAAUGUGAAUUAAAUCACAGACUGGCUGUUCCUUUGUGUGUAACUCUGCUGGGGAUUGCAGUUCCAGGCUGGAGGAGUUUCAUUCCUGCUAAAUCCUGUGGGCAACUCAAGCGACCCCUUCAGACCUGGAGGAGGAGGAAGCAGGAGUUCACUCGUACAACUUAGCUGCUAGGGAGCCCAUCUUCUCAGUAGGUCCUAGAGACUGGCCAAGCCCAAACUGACUGCCCCAAAAGUGUCGGGUGGGGGCAGAUGCGACACGUGAGGGGUCCCUAGGGUGAGCUGGGCGCUCGGGCACCUGGCAGGAUUGCUUGGUGCCGCUGGACUGCCGGCUGGCUGAUUUGUUUGCUUGUGUGUGCGCAUGUAGUCUGCAGUACAGCAGUUCAGUGGCUCUUGGCUGCAAGCUGUGCCUGCUCGCUCGCCGCUCUGCGCUGCUGGCCAGGCCAUCCCUGGAGAAAGCCCCUGUGCAGGGGGUGGCUGGGGGCUGGAGAUGCUGCAGUAGAAGCCCCUUCUGCUGUGCCACUCGUUGCUGCAGAGAAAGGCAGUUGGCUUGUGGCUUUGACCCAAAGCUGGGCUGUGCCAGAAGAAGCCAAAUGCCCUGCCAAACCCUAGCUUGUGCCUGGCUUUUCGUCUUGGAAGCUUUUUCUAAUGGAAACUGCUGUUUCCUGCUGCAAGAGCAGCAGCUUCUCCAAGAGCCAAGGCCUGCUGCUUCCCCCUUUGCAGCUGCACUGCCUUCCUCUACUGGAUUUUGUGUAUUUCUAGUUAAAUUCUCCAAGCAAAGUACUUGUGGCUUGCUCUUACUUGAGCCCUUCUGGGCAGGCAGUGAUUUGGGUCAUGCUGGGAGCAGAACCUCUCUGUUGUGGUGCCCAGUUCAGCCCUUGCAAAGCCCCAGUCUGGCCUGCUGACCACUUCAGCUUCUGCCUUUGGCACCAAGGGGCUCAGCGUUCCCUCUCCCAGCCCAGGGGAGGCAGAAGCACCUGAGCGUGGGGUGUAGCUGUUGGCUGAGGCUGUCCCCGCUCGUUUGACUCCCCUCGUGCCACCUGCACCAGGCCCCACGGCCACCAGGGUCACAAGCUUUGCUGUGCUCACUUGGGUUCUUUCACUGAAGCCCCCUGUGACUGCUUGCAAUGCUUCCCUCGGACCCACAGCCCCCGCCUGUGGGGCAGUUCCCUUCUAAUGUCACAAGAUGCUCCUUAGUGGAUGUUGCUAAUAUACGAUUAUCCUAAAGGGACAGAACCCUCACUACUGUCUCUGGCCUUUUGGGUGGUGGUUUUAUAUGUGCUACCUUUGUCCUUCUGCCUCUUCCCAGGGGUGCUUCAUUGGAGCUGUGGAUUUCCUUCUGCUUUUGGAUAACAUUAACCUAGGUGCACUUGGAAGAGUUGGGAUUUGGGGUUUUUUUUCCCCCACUUUGGGGAGAUUCUCAAGCACAGCUGCCUGUGCAGAUGGAUUGGUGGCAGCGGUGACUUCAGACGCUUACACAAGAACGUGUCUGUCCUGCAAAACCCGUGAGGGUGUGGGACUGAGCUGCAACUCCUCCCUCGUGGUGCACGGUGGGCCCAGCAGAGCCUCUGAAAUGUGCUGCAGCCUCACCCUGUCCUGGACUCAAAUUUAGCUGUAGCGGGAAAACUUGUGGGUGACACCAGCGGGGGUGGCUGUGCAAGGGGCUGGGGGCUGUGUUCUCUCGGGGUUGGAUGGUGUCACAGCUGGAUCCCUGGGCCUGCAGCAGAGCUCCAGAGGGUGCAGUGCUCUCGUCUGUGUCACUUGAUUUUUUUUCUCUUUAGUCAAAUUAACCGUUUGGUUGUCUGUGCAAUAUUCUGUUCUGAAGUACUCUGCAUCUCCCUGAGCCUUUUCUAGCUGGGGUGAAAACCAGGAACAAUUCUAACAGCUGGUAGUUUUGUAACAAUGACUUUCUCCAAACCUUUUACAGACUUGCAGUUAACAGCAAUUAAAGGAAUUCUACAGAGUC
Messenger RNA from Falco peregrinus (peregrine falcon), 3425 nucleotides. It is a transcript of the gene BSDC1, whose product is annotated as BSD domain containing 1. The record is from RefSeq and is a predicted model, not a curated record. Gene Ontology annotation, cellular component: cytoplasm. Bases 61 to 1419 code for a protein of 452 amino acids. Lineage: Eukaryota; Metazoa; Chordata; Aves; Falconiformes; Falconidae. The transcript is spliced from 11 exons.